CCUCGCUCUCGCCGAGCCCGCCUCUGGGUUGAAGGAACUGGAAUUAUCCCUGGCAGGAGAUGAGCCCGGCUAUCCCGCAGCAGUCGGGCUGUGAGAGGGUGGAGGGCGCCUGCACUUGCCCCCGGCGGUUUUGAGCGGAGUUUGACGGGAUCUCGGUACAGUCCGCCGCCCGGGGCUGAUCCGACUGCGUAGGAGCAGGUGAGCGGCUGCGGAACGUAAACCAGUGGGUGGUGGGAAGAUGAGGGUCACCGGCUUUCGGCCGCUCGCCUCGCUGCUGCUGCUGCUGCUGCUCUGGCUGCUGGGUGACUACGGCACGUUGUCGGCGGUGGGGAGACGGAGGCAGCUGAGACCCGCCGGCGGAGCUCGCAGGACUCCCCGGCCGGAGGGUCCCGCGAUCGGACGCAGGACUACGCGACAUGGAGACCAUAGCAGGUCACUGGCUGCGCGGAGCCGAAACCCCGGCAUCGCCGUCAGAAGGUCCCGCCCGGGGAUGGUCCGAGACACGAGCAGAGCGGCACGGAGCCGGGUGGCUCGCGUCCCCGCUUUGGGCGCCCCCAGCCUGCUCUCCGAGAUGGUGGGCAAGCAACGGCUGUGGGUCAUCUCGGCUCCCCACCCCUCGGACGGUUACUACAGGCUCAUGCUCAGCCUCCUCAAGGACGACAUCUACUGCGAGCUGGCGGAGAGGCACGUCACCCAGCUGGUGCUUUUCCACCAGGAGGGCGAGGUGGCCGGAAAAGUCAGGAAGAUCAGCAGCGAGGGUAGGAUCCUGGAGGACUCCCUGGACGCAAAGACCGUUCUCAAACUUCUGGACUUCCUGAAACUGGAGCGAGGUAAAUUUAGCAUGGUCUUGCUGAAGAAGAAUCUGCAGCUGGAAGAAACAUACCCUUACCCAGUGAGACUGGAGGCAAUGUACGAAGUCAUUGACCAGGGUCCCAUUCGGAAAAUCGAGAAGCUGAGGCAGAAAGGCUUUGUACAGAAGUGUAAGGAAGCUGGCGUAGAAGGGCAGGUGGUUGGAGCUGAUGAAGGAGGGAGGAAGAAAACGGAGCAGCCCAGGCCAACACCAAAGAGCCAGAAUACUGAGGUGACAGUUCCAAAGGCUACUAAAGAAAGAAUGCCAGAGAAAAAGAAAAAGCCUACAGUGAGGAGGCCCAUCAGGAUAUCACUAAACACGCAUGGGGGUUCUAAAAUGGUUAGGAUGACUGCUGUGCCCAGAACCGCUCCCACAACUACCAGCACCACCAAAAAGACUAUCACAACUACUGCUGCUCCCACCACUGUGCCUUUCACUGAGAAACAAUCCUUCACUAGAUCUCAUGUAGUAUUCUCCCCCUCCCCGCCGAGAUUUCACAAGCCUGCACCAGUUGCUGAAAUUCCUUCAAAAUCUACAACUGAGGCUGACUCACACAGAGAUGGGAAUCUUCCUGGUGGCAGCAAACCACCUCAGAAGCCCCACCAAGGAACAACAACCGCGAGGCCAGGUUAUACAAAAGUACAGGCCACGAGACAGAAGUACAGUGAGACAGACAAAAAAGAGGGGAGUUACCACCAGAAGGGUGUGUCAGUGGGACCUGGCCAGCGCAAGCCUACCAAAGUGAAGCCACCAAAAUCAAAAGCUACAAAUAAUAAAAUCCUAACAAAUGAAUACGAGGAUAAAUAUCAUCCUGAGAAAGUCCCACCCUCAAACACCAGGCAAAUCCUCGAAGGGGAACGUGGUCCUCAAAAAGGCACGAAGGAGCGGAAAAAAACUAACAAACCAGUCAAAACUGAAAAGAAGAAGAAGCCUGUGAAGAAUAAAAAAACAGGGAAGAAAGACAAACUCUCACUGAAAACUAAGCCUGCGAAGGAAAUUAGUCACAAUAAUAAAAAACCCAAGAAGGCCAUCAAGAAAGGGGUAUUUAAACAACCUAAGAAGAUUCCAGGAACAACAAAGUCACUGGCAACUGUUCUCAGCUACUAUGAAAAUAGGCGACGACUAGUACUUAUCACCUCUCCAAAUGAGCAAAACAACAUGUACGAACAGCAGCGAGAUGAAUAUUUAGAGCACGUCUGUGAAAUGGCAUUAAGAAAAAUUUCAAUUAUCACCAUUUUCGGGCCUUUGAGUAACAGCACGAUUAAAAUUGAUCAUUACCAAAUGGAUAACGAAAAGCCAGUGAAAGAUAUAAGGUACAAUAACCUGGAUCAAGAUAUCAUCACUGAACUUCGCAAGGAAUAUGGAUUAUCUGAAAAUGAGUUCUUCAUGGUACUAACUGAUUUAGACAUGAAAGUCAAGCAAAACUAUGAAGUACCAAUUGCAAUGCAGUCUGUCUUUGAUUUGAUUGACACAUUUACAACAAGGAUCACAGAGAUGGAGAAACAGAAGAAAGAAGGACUACAAUGCAAGAGAGAAGACAGACCAGGAUCACUAGAAAAUUUCUUGUCUAGGUUCCGUUGGAGGAGACGUUUAUUCAUUAUUUCUACUCCGAAUGAUGAAGAAUGGGCUUAUCAACAUCAGCUUUAUGCCUUAAAUUCACAAGCUUGCAACCUGGGUUUACGUCAUUUGGCCAUUUUGAAGUUGAUGGGUGUGGGUACUGAUGUUGGAGGAGUUUUGGAACUCUAUCCAAUUAAUGGAACUUCGUCUGUUGAUCGUGAAGAUCUCUCACCAUCCUUGGUAAAAGACCUAAGGAAUUAUUUCCAAGUGAGCCCAGAGUAUUUCUCAAUGCUCCUGGUUGGUAAGGAUGGAAAUGUCAAGUCGUGGUAUCCAACCCCAAUGUGGAAUAUGGCCAUUGUGUAUGACCUCGUUGACUCCAUGCAACUUCGCCGACAGGAAAUGGCCAUUCAGCAAUCUUUGGGUAUGCGUUGCCCAGAGGAUGAAUAUGGAUAUGGAUACCAUGGUUACCAAGAUGGUUAUCAUCGACAGGGUCACUAUGGUGGAUACCCUUAUUAAAAAAGGGUGGCAUUUUGGAUCUAAAUGCCGCAUAUUCCAUGGACUAAGUUUCGUAAAAAAUCCAAUAUAUCACAUUUGAUACCGAUUGGAGUUUUGUUUUAUAUAAUUACUGAACAAACUCCAUCAUAACCAUCAGGGAAAAUGUUAAUUUUCAAUUAUAUUUUGGAUAUAUUGAAAGACUAAUCUCUAAAUUCUGUUGAUUCAAAGAACAAAUAGUAGUUGUCAGCCUUUUUGCAAGAAAUAUUUUAUAGCUGGUACUUAACAUGGAAAGUAUGUAUAUCCAUAAUUAGAGAUGUUUUGUUUGUGCUACGUAUUUAUUAUGUAUUAAAGAGAGAAAGAUUUGCAUCAGCUUUAAGGAAUCAAAUAGAAAUAGCUGGUCUCCUACUGUACAGAUUAUACAUAAUCAGAAACAUUCCACUGAAUUUUCAGUGUGUGUCAACUGAGAUGUAUUUACAUGGACGCAAAAACUUAAAACAAGAAUUCUGCAAACAUGAAACUAGUCUGAGUAACAACUGCUUAAGGUGUUACUUGAUUGCACUCGGAACAUGCAUAGCAUUUCAAAUAUAGAUUUGGAUACUACAUACAGAUCAUCUAUGAUGAAUAUACUUAUCAAAGAGAAAAAAUGUGCCUGCACUAUGAAAGUAUUCAUACAUUCAAUUUGUAAGGCUCUAAGGAUGACAUACUCUUGGCUCUGCAUUAUGUCUAGUGCACAUUUACAAAGAAGGGCCUAUACAAAGCUUGAACUGCAAACAAUGUACUGCCUACAGACUUAUUUUUCAGAUUAAACUACGCUGUGGGCUGUAUGAUAGAACUACAGGAAACUGCACCAGCCUUUUUCUUUGACAUAGGAGAUAGAUCAUAAAACAAAAUAUGCCAUAAUACACAUCAGUUCAGGCAGCAUUUGUGGAAGUAGAAUGACACAUAACAUUUCAAAUCAUUUUGAUUUGAAGAUUAAAUCUGCAUUUCACUUUCCACAGAUGCUGCAAAAUGCACUGAACAUUUUGAGCAAUGUUAUUUUUCUUUCAGAUUGCUACGGUUCUGAAAAAAGAUUACCUGCCUUAAUACCACUUCUGUUUUUUGGGGCCUUACUGUUCACAAUUAAACUGCCAUAUUAUUCACAAUA
Messenger RNA from Hypanus sabinus (Atlantic stingray), 4046 nucleotides. It is a transcript of the gene ccdc80, whose product is annotated as coiled-coil domain containing 80. The transcript has 7 exons. Bases 239 to 2923 code for a protein of 894 amino acids. The record is from RefSeq and is a predicted model, not a curated record. Lineage: Eukaryota; Metazoa; Chordata; Chondrichthyes; Myliobatiformes; Dasyatidae.